Messenger RNA from Mytilus californianus (California mussel), 11043 nucleotides. RefSeq names its product remodeling and spacing factor 1-like. Bases 9 to 7616 code for a protein of 2535 amino acids. Gene Ontology annotation, biological process: regulation of DNA-templated transcription. Lineage: Eukaryota; Metazoa; Mollusca; Bivalvia; Mytilida; Mytilidae. Gene Ontology annotation, cellular component: RSF complex. The record is from RefSeq and is a predicted model, not a curated record. The transcript has 16 exons.
UAUCCAAAAUGGCGAUGGCUUCGGAAAGCUUGUGUCACAAUGAUCCAAACUUUGCUGUUAUAUGUAAUUUUUGGGAUCGCUAUGGGGAAAUGAUUGGUCUAAAAGAGAUCUCCUACUCAGAUCUCGAACGAUGGCUUGAAGACACGAAGCAGGUGCCAGUGCCACUUAUUGACCUCCAUGUACGUUUGUUACGGAGAAUUGGAAAGACAUCGGUUACUGCCAACAGAUGGGAAAGAUACAUCAUUAAGUUCUGUCACACAUACUCAAAUGUAGAUGCAUGGGAAAUAGAGAAAUUUGGAUAUAAGCAUUGUAAACUGACAACAAAACUGAAGCUUUUGAAGACCUUAUUAGAGAAACAGUUUGAUCAGAAUUCCACAUUUAAAGAAAAGGUGAACAAGCUUGCUCCUGAAGAUAUGAGAUUCCAGCCUAUUGGCAGAGAUAAAGAUGGUCUGGCCUAUUGGUAUAUGCUGGAUAAUGAAUGCAAUUUAAGGGUAUAUAGAGAAGAUCUGGAUGACAAUGAUGAUGAAACAUGGGAAAUUGUUUGCAAAACAAGAAAUGAUUUAGCAGAAUUAGUAGCUCGACUAGAUAAAGAAAUAAAUGGAACAACUAAAGAUGUAACAGAUAUACACAGCAGCACAUCCAAGAGUGUUAAAAGUGAAGAGGCUGAGGAUGAAAAGAAAUUAGCAACAUCAGACGAUUCACAAGAUUCUCUGCCAAAUGUAAAAAAGGAUCCAGAGAAAAAAACUGAUCUUGAAAAACAUGAUGAAGUAGAUGGUGUUGUAAAUAAAAAGGAAGAGAAUGAUGAAAAGAAAGAUGUUAAAACAGAAACAGAAGAAAGUAAUGAAAAGAAAGACAUGAAAAAAGAAAUAGUAAAAUGUGAUGAAAAGAAAGACAUCAAAAUAGAAAUAGUAAAAUGUGAUGAAAAGAAAAACAUCAAAAUAGAAAUAGAAAAAUGUGAUGAAAAGAAAGACAUCAAAGAAGAAACAGAAAAAUGUGAUGAAAAGAAGAAUACUAUAAAGGAAACAAAAGAUUGUGAGGAAAAGAAAGAUUGCAGAGUAGACACUAUAGAUAAUGAGGAAAAGAAAGAUGUUAAAGUAGAAAUUAGCAAUUGUGGUGAAGAAAAGAAAGAGGAUAAUACAGAUACAGGGGAUACAAUUAUUGUUAAAACUGAACCAGUUGACAAUAGUUCUGAUGAAAAGUUAGAAGUAAAAAAUAAGGAUACUACUGCUGAAAGGCCUUCAAUAGAUGUUAAUGUAAUUACUGUUAAAGAUGACAAUAUUGAAAAUGCAGACAUUUCACUUGAAGAGAAAAAGAAGGAAAUUAAAUGUGUUGAUGAAAACCAAAAGGAAUCGAAAGAAAAAUCUCAUUCACCAAACAUUCCAUCUGCUGAAAAUUCUGUAAUUGAUAGAGAUGCAGAAAAGGAUCUUAAAAAACAGACAGAUUCUGUGAAAGAUUCACAAAGUAAGAACAAAAGAGAAUUGAUCAUCGAUAAAGAAAAUGACAGUGACGAAAGUAAUGUGUUAAAUAAUUCUAAUGUUGAUCGUAAAAAGUCAGAAAGUGAAAAUGAUAAUUCUGAAAACUGUGAUAUUAAAUCCAACAAAAGUUCUCAAAUUUCAAAAACUGAUACACAAAAUUCAGCAAGUGAUAAUAAAUGUACUACCUCAAAAUUUCAUGGUGCUAUAUGUGAUAAUGAUGACGAAAAUGUAGAAUCUACAGAGGAAAUUAAAUGUGGUUGUGAUGACAAAAAGGGAGGUAAGCAGGAUAUUCAAAAAAAUGAUUCAGAAAUAAAUAAAGAAAUGAAUGAUAUAUCAGAAAACAAUGUGAGGAGAAGUAGUAGAACACGUACUACAAGAACUCAAUCACAAGAUUCACAGGCGAAAGAUAAUAAAUGUGAAAGUAAAUCCAAUUUAGAAAAUACAGAGGUUUUGUCAAAAACUGAUGACACUAUACCGGUAAAUAAUGGGGAUUUAGAAAAAGAAAAUAACAAAACUCCUAUUAAAUCUAAGUCAAAGGUUAAAGGUAAGAAAAGACCUUUAUUGUUUGAGGAUAAUUCGACAGAGGAUUCACCAACAGUGGAACCUGAAUCAAAGAAGUCAAAACCAACUAAAAAAAUAUUAACAAAGAAGUCUCCAGCUAAAGUGAAAUCUUCCACUGAAGAUACAGACGAUAGUGAUGACAUUCCACUUAGUCAGAUCAAAGGAACACCCAAAUCCUCUGGGAAAAAGACACCUAAAGCAACUCCUAAAAAACUUACUCCUAAAGGGAAGAAGGGCAAAAAAUCUGAACCAACACCUACCAGGAAAAGUUCUCGACCAGUAAAGAAAAAGAAAUUUGACAGUGAUGAAGAGGGAAAAGAAAGUUCAUCAAAGUCUAAAAAGUCUUCAUCUUCUAAAAAGUCAAAGGUUAAAUCUACUGGUGCAGACAGUGAUGAUGAUGAUGAAACUCCUCUUAAAGCCUUGCAAAAAUCUGAGUCUGAGACAGAGGAAGAGGAGGAAGAUAAAGGUGGUCGGAGGCGAAGUUCAAGGGUUAAGAAACUAAUGAAGAAGUCCAAGAAAAAAGAAAUUACUCCACCUCCAUCAAGUUUUGAAGAAGAUGAGGAGGAGGAGGAGGAUAAUCAUAGUGAUUUUACUGUUACUGACUCUGACGACUCAGAUGAUGAAUUUAAUCCAACUCCUAAAGGGAGGAACGCUAGAAGACAGGCUGCAAUACAAGAUACACAAGAAUGUCUAGUUGAAGAAAUCCCAAAUGAUACACCAUGUAUACAUUGUCAUAAAACAGACAGACCUGAAUGGCUACUCCUCUGUGAUAAAUGUGAUAAUGGGUUCCACACAGCAUGCUUACGUCCACCUCUAAUGAUAAUACCAGAUGGAGAUUGGUUUUGUCCGCCUUGCGAACAUAAAGGACUGUUGGAAAAAUUGCAGAUUAGUCUUAAAGAUUUAGAUAUAAUUAUGAAGAAGAAAGAUAGAUUAAUAAAAAGGAAAGAGAGAUUAGCAUUUGUAGGAAUAAGUUUAGACAAUAUCUUGAAGGAUGAACACAAGGAAAAUGUAGACCCAGAUGAGUAUGAACAGUACAGUCCAGAAGAGGAAGAAUAUUAUAAGCCAAAAAAGAACAAAUCAUUUGUUAAGAGGUCUUGUCGGUCACGUAAUGUAAUCAGCUAUAAGUUUGAUGAAUUUGAUGACAUGAUAAAUACAGCUAUCAAAGAAGAUUUAGAAAAUCCUCAGCCUUAUAACCCUGGUAAAGGACGAUCACGAGGUAAAGACAUGGCCAAUAUUUACAUGGCAGAGGGUCGGGAAUAUGUCAGUGAGGAGGAAGGAAAACCAUCACCUGUGGGAGGUCGCAAAAAGAAGAAGGGCCGUCGCCUAACAAAUCUUAGUGAUGAAGAUGACAAUGAUGAGGAAAGUGGAGAUGAAUACAAAUGUUCUGAUGAUACUUCAGAACCCCCAGAAGAGGUAGAGGAAGAUGAUGAUGAUGUCAGUGAUUAUAGCCUAGACGGGGAAGGCUGGUGUCGACGGGGAACAAGACGAAGUGCAAGACGUAAUGCUAGAUCUAAGCAAUAUAAGGAUUUUGUUGUUGAUGAAGAAGACAGUGAUUAUGGUUCGAGAAGAAAGUCUGCUCGUUCUACGAGAGCUUCCACACGACAAAGGAGAAAGCACAAAGAAGUAUGGAGCGACGAAGAAGAAGAGGAGGAAGAAGAAGAAACUGAUGAAUCUAUUGACACGGAAGACUUAUGUUCUGAGGAUAGUGGCCCAACAAAAAAGAAGAAAAAUAGGAAGGAAAUAGAUAAAAAAGUGUUCAGAGAAAAAGAGAAAAAGAAAGGUAAACAUUCUGCAAAGAGAAGGAGAAUUGUUGAUUCAGAGGAAGAAGGAAGUGAAAGGACUGAAAAAUCAGAGGAAAGUGAAUCUAAAUCAGAAAGUGAUGAUAGUAGUGUAGAUAUGGGAAAAAUUAAAAAAGCAGCAAAAAGAAAAUUGUCCAAAAGACGAUAUUCUGAAUCCAGUAGUGAAUCAGAAAAAUCUGAAUCCUCCGAGCCUUCAAGGAGUAGAAGGAGAAAUAUAGCUAAAAGAGUUAACUACAAGGCUAUUGCAGGUUCUGAUUCUGAGGCAACUGAGGUAUCAGAGGACAAAAGUGGAAGUGAAAAAGACAAAAGAUCUAAAAAGAAAAAUAUUAUUAGAGAUGAAUCUACUGAUACUGAUGAUUACUUUGACAACAAGUCUGAAAAUGCAGAGGAAGGGGAAACAACUGAAGAAGAUGAAAAAGAACCAGUUAAACCAAAGAAGCAGAAAAAAGAUGAAAAUGAGGAUGAAGAAGAUGAUGAAACUGAAGAUGAAGCAAAAGAGGAAUCUGGGGAUGAAGAAAGUCAGUCUCAAAUUGUGGGACCAGAUAGAGAAAUCACAAAGAAUAAAGAUAAAGAUGGUAAUACAAAUGAAAAAGGCAAUGAAAGUUUUCCUAAAGAUUCUGUAAGUGAACAUGAGACUGACACAGAACCAAUCAAUUCAACACAGGGUAAGACUGACACAGAACCAAUAAUUGAAUCUCAGAAUCGGGCUCAAAUCUCAACAUCAAGUGUUACAGUUCCAGAUAGUAGUGAACAAAACACACCAGUAUGUCAGAGCAACAUAGGAGUUAUAAGGCCAAGUCCACAAUACUCAAUGGGUCAGAGUUUUUCUGAUGGAAGCUUUACCAAUCAAUCAGGGCAACAACAAUUCCAGGGGAGAUCACCUCCUUACAGUUCACCACCUCAACAACAGUUCAUAUCCUCACCUCCUCAUUCAUCAUAUCAAGCUCAGCAACCUGGUCACAUGAUAAGGCAAGGUCCUCCACUCUCUCAAAAUUAUCCUCCCCAGAUGAGGCAAGUAAACUUUCCUGUGUCAACUUCCAGUCAGCCAUUUACAUCAAUGUCUCCAAGCCAGGGGACAAUAUCAUCACCACCAUACCCUACAAUGCAAGAAAGGCCACAAUAUUCAUCACAGGUUCCACAAAGUCAAGGUCAAGUUUUUGGAAGAUCAAUUCAAGGUCAACCAAUGAUGAGAGGUCCACAUCCAGGCCAACAGAAUGGAGGUCAGAUGCAGCAAGGCAUAAGACCAGAAAUAAUAGGGCAAAUGAGAGGUCAAGUAACGCCACAACAAGAUGGCCAAAUGAUCAGAGGUACCUUUUAUCCAAAUCAGCAGCAGAUGAUGGGAGGUCGUUUCCCAAACCAGCAGCAAAUAAUGAUGCAGGGCCAGUAUUCUAAUUAUCAGUCGGGUCAAAUGAUGAGAUCUCCAUAUCCUGGUCAGCCAACAAUGAUGCGAGGUCCAUAUCCAAAUACCAGUCAGCAGGAUAAUCUCAGAAGUAGUCAUUCAAACCAGGAAGGGGCGGUGACAGAUCAAAAUAGAGAAGAAAAAGAUGGAAGAAUGAAAAGUCCUCCAAGUUCCCAACCUGGACUUCCAGAAAGGUCAAUGAUGCCAGGACAACAGCCUGGUUUUCAGUCUGCGCCAAUGAUUAGGGGUUUGUUUCCAGGACAACCACAUAGACCAAUGGCUAGAGGACCUUUCUAUGGUCAACCUGAAAGACAUAUGAUGCCAGGUCAAGAAGGACAUUUUAGACCAGGUUUUCCAUAUUCCGCUCAGCAGAGACCAGGUUUACACCCCAAUCACAUAGGAUUUCCACAUAGACCACUUCAACCAGGACAACAGAUACCUCCUUCACAGAUGUCUGGUCCACCAGUCAGCAGUCCAACAAUUGGAAGCCCACCAGUACAGGAAACAAACCAACAGUUCUUUCCACGACGACAGUCCCAACCUAGACCACAGAUGUCACCUUCUCAUACUCCUCAGGCCAUUGCUUCAGUAGAUAGAGCCCAUACAAAAGAUGUUCACAGUGAUCAAAAUGUCAAAAAUGAAUUAGAUCAAACAUCACAAUCAAUUUCUGCAAAAGAUGUUCAUAAAGCUGCUUUGCCAGCUAAAGAGGAUGUUGAAUCCACUUCUGUUAAGGAAAUUGACAGUCCAAAGAAGAAAAUACCAGAGGAUUGUUUAGAAACAAGAAAAAAUACAGAUACUGUCGUCUUGGAUACACAGACAUCCUCUGAAAAAGAUAGAAAAGAUCAAGUAGAACAAGCUGCAAAACAUAAAAAGGAAAAUAAUCUUGAUUCAAAUCAACCAAAAAAUAUUGAAAAGAAUAGUUCAGAAAGUGAAAAACAUGAUGGACAGAUUGUUACUGAAUUGCUGUCACAGACAAACUCUAAAAUCCUGCCACAAAAUCAGGUGACAUCAUCCAGCUCUGACACAGAAACAGAUAAACAAGAAGUCUCACAAGAACAAACAACUGGAAUUGAAUCAACUUCAGGUAAUGAGUCCAGUCCAAAGGUUCCUAAAUCUGGUAUUGAAAUAAUGCCUGGACCUCAAUCUCAACAGACAUUACAGUCCCCUCCAACAUCACAACAUUCUGGCGCACAUCCUGAAGAGGAGACCAUAAGAGGACCACAGUCUAAUCCUCCAGAAGGGUCCAUGAUUAGAGGUCCACAACCAAAUCCUCCAGAAGGGUCCAUGAUUAGAGGACCACAGCCUAAUCCUCCAGAAGGAUCCAUGAUGAGAGCACCACAGAAUAAUCCUCCAGAAGAGUCCAUGAUCAGAGGACCACAGCCUAAUCCUCCAGAAGGGUCCAUGAUUAGAGGACCACAGCCUAAUCCUCCUGAAGGGUCCAUGAUUAGAGGACCACAUCCUUACCAGCAGGGAAUGUUCAGAGGACAGUUCAAUGAAAUGAUGUCACAAAUGAGUAAUCAAAGAAUGCAGUUUCAACAAGGUUCAAUUGGGAUGCCACAAAGGCCUAGUAUGCAAGUGCCACCCAACUUUGUUGGACAAGUUCCAAGAAAUGUCAUCCCUAGAAUGAGACCAGAGCAUAUGAGGCCUAUGAACCCCAAUUUCCAAAGGCCUAUGUAUGGACCGGGUCCAAUGCCUUAUCAGCAGCACUCUGGAGUUCCAACUGCUUUUAGCCCAAGACUUGAAAUGGGAAUGAGAAUGCCAAAGAGUUCUGGGCCUGAUGAGACAAAGGCAGAUAGCCCCAGUAAGUCAAAAAUGCAGGAAGGCUCUGAUAGUUCUGCUACUUCAACGAAUGAACCAACAAAAGCAAAAAAACCAAGAAAACCAAGACAAACUAAAAAGGAAAAAAUGAAGGCUCAGGCAGAGUCAAAACCUCAAGCUUCUUCAGGUCCUAAUGUACCAGGACAAGAAUUUCAUCCUCAGCAACAACCUCAGAUGGUCCCAGGACCACACUAUCAAAUGCCAAUAUCAAGACCGAUGCAUCAACAGCAAGGACCUUAUAUGAGACCCCCUUUUGAUAACUAUGGAAUGAAUGGGAUGAACCAAGGUCCACCAGAUUACAACCAGAUGAAUCCUGGGAUGUAUGGUCCUCCUCAGAUGAUGCCUGGGAAUGGUGGGCGGGGAUUCAUGAUUGACAACCUGUUAGAUAAGCAUCCAAGAGUCCAACAGCUAGAACCAAUCAUCUCACACGAAGAGGAAGAUGAAUCACCAGUAGAACCAGACCAACAGACAUAUGAGGGAGAGCAAUCGCCUUCUAAUGGGGAAAAAGAUAUGGAUGAAAUGUCUGACAUUGGAGAUAUUGUUAAAUAUGUUAUGAAUCAUUAAUGAGAAUUCUAUAUUUGAAAGUUUAUCAUUAGUGAAUAUUUGUCAAAAUUAAAUUUUGAAAGAAGUAUGAAUUAAAAAAUGUAUAAAGUAGAUAAACUAAAAUUAACAGCCAAAUUGGUAAAGAGCACAAGCAUUGCCAAAAUGAUUUAUUUUAAGUUACUAGAAAGACACAAAAUACACUUCCUAUGUAAAUAUCUCAUUGGGCAAGGGUAGUGCUCUACAUUAUUGCUCAGGAUCUCGUUUGUUGAAAGGUCACGAUAUUUGGCAAAUUUGUCGAUUGAAUUGAAUUUUUUUAUUUUCCAUCACAGCAAUAUUUAUGAAGAAAACAUAUUUUAAACUUUUGUUUUUAUGGAAAAAUCUUAAACAUUACCAUAAAAGAUAUAAAAAACCAUUUAAAACUUAACCAAAGUUAUGAAAUGUCUAUAUUUAGCCUAUUCUCAAAAUUUUAUGUGAUCUUUUUGUGUAAUUUUCUCAUAAUGCAAUUAUUUUAGAAAUAUCAGAGUGAAAACAUUGUCGGUUAUAAAGAAAUAAUCAUUGUGUAUUAAUAAAGAACAAAUAGCAUAUUAGCUCACACACAACUUUUCAUUGCAUGUGUGUUUCAUUUCAUAGAGAUUGAUUUAUUGAAAGGGAUUGAUUUUCUAUGAAAUUACAUGUUCAAUCUCUUCAUUCAUUUAUUCAGUAAAAUAUCAUUAAUUACAAUGUUUCUGCUCAAUUUAAGUUGACUGUCUCUAUUUAUUUUGUGUUUUCUAAAGGGUGUAAAUAUUUAAUGAAAUUACUUUCAGUCAAAGUAGAUUGAUACUUUGAAAAUAAGUAGAAUGGAAGAAUAGAAUUUCCUAUUAACUGAUAGUUAGCAAUUGCUUCCUAAUAUGUACUGAUUCACAAAUCAAUUUCUUUUUGUAAAAUAAAAUAAUUAGUUUUUUUUUCAAAAAGUAGUAGAAAUGCCAUUCAUUUUUUAAGUCGUUUUUAAUUUUGCAUACUGUAAAUUCAGAAAUUUUUGUGAUGUUUCAUUAUUGUGAAAAUUGCAACAGGAUAGGUGUUGCAAAAAUAAAACCUUACAUUUUAAAUGUUGAUAGCAUUAUUUGUAUGCAGCAUUUUCUAAAAUUGCAAUAAUUUAUCUCUCGUUCUUAAUCAUUGCAAUAAUUUAUCUCUCGUUCUUGAUCAUUGUUCAACAAUCAUUAUAAUAAAUGGGUGAACAAAUUUCUGAAUUACAGUAUUUGAUUCGGCUUACAAAACAGGUCAUCAAAGUGGAGAAAAUUAGUUUUCAAUGCUUUCUUAUCAAUAUUUCAUAUUUUUACUGGUAAUGUUGUAGUCAGUUUUAUCCUAUUUCCACUGUCAUGAAAAAUAAACAAUGUUGACUGAAUGCCUUUAAUUCGUUUCUAAGUUUUUCAUAGAUAAAUGUAUAUACCAGAAGUGCAUUUUGUAAUUUAUUGAUAAACUUGAAAAUUUGAACUCAAUUAAUUUUUGGCUUGCAAAUUCAGUCUUUUGUGUACUUUUUAUGUAAUGUAGGGGGCAUUAUGGUCAGGUCUGUCUGUUCAUCCAUUUUUCUAUUUGUUUGUCUGUCCGUCCCGCCAUUGGUCCUGUCACAUUUUAUAAUUGUGAAAAAUAAAAGUUAUAUAAUAUUAACAAGUUGAUAAUGUACCAUUAUAAUGGUAACUUAUGAAACUAGAUUUUCUACCAUUUUGAUAAAAGAUCAGAAAGACAUUAAUUAUUCUGUUAUGUUUUUUUUUAUAUUUUGCUGCAUUUAAGGAGAAAGCAACAAAGCAGGUUUUUAAUAUGAAUAUGACUUGUUUUCUUCUUGUGAUCUUUAUGAAUUAAAAAGGAUGUAUAUAUACAUAUAUCUAUAUAAAUUAGUCUUAUUAUUAAAUCCAUUCCUAGUGUUGUACUCUAUAUUAUUUUGUAUUUAUAAUAUAUAAUUUUUAAUAGAAAUGUACUCUUGAUUCCUUUUAUAUAUCUAUGUUUUAAAGACAUGUAUGUAUCAUAAUCCUAUCUCAGAUUGUUAUUUUAAACACUGUAAAGUUUUCUUUAAACAGUAUAAGUUCUAACAAUUGAUGGGUCUAGAUAAUCAAACACCAUUCAUUGUGAAAAGAUGAUUUUAUAUUUUCAUACUUAAUGUGCAUGAAAUAUUUGCUACUGGAAGUUAUAUACAUCAGCCAGAAUUUUAUACAUGUAUUUCAGUUAUAUUAUUGAGAAGACAAAUUGACCACAACCAUCAGGUGGUCAAUUUUAUUUCAAAAGUUAAAACAGGUGUCUGUUAAAACAAUAUUAUUCAUAAGUCCCAGAAAUAUAGCUGCCCAUAAUUUUGAUGAGCUAAAUAUCUUCCAAAGAGUUUAUGCAUUUGUUUGUGCAAUACUACCUAUACCAAUUUUAUGAACACACAUUUUACAGCAAUGCCUGUUUUUGUUAUUUUUUUUGUGUUGAGUUAAAUUUUCAAACCCUACCAGUCACCGAAUAACAAACUCAGACCUUCAAGAGGAUGCAAUACAAAACAAAAAUAAUGUAAGUUUUGUUAUGUUUUGAUUUUUUUGUUGUUAUAGUAUUUGAUUGUUUGUUGUAUUUUAUAUUAAGCAGAUGUUAGUGGGUAGAAUUUUUGAGUACCGGUAUAAUAAAAUAUGAAUUAUAGUAUAUUUUUCAGGGAGAGGGAAUAAAAUUUUAAAAAUAAAAAGAAAAGUACAGUUCAGUUAAAAAAUCUCUCCAUAAGUUUAAUAACAACUGUCAUGAAUGUUAAUAGUAAGAAAAAAUAAGCACUUGAUAGACAAAGGUUAAAGUUCAAUUGAAAAGUUUUCUUUCUACUAGUUCAGUACAAACCAUAGCAUAAAUGGCAUUUUUUUUCUCAUUUGAAUGUAUUUUUUCAUAACUUGAGUUUAUGGCAUAAAAAGUACCCAAAUUGUAAUGCAUAGUUUGAAGUCUAUUACAUAGAAGAUCGUAUUACAAUCCUUAUACAACAUAAUCCUUCAUCACUAUAGCUAGUUACAUAAAGUUUGAACAUGAGGCAUGUCAGUAGUCCUGUAAAUACAUUUAAAAUAUUAAUGCAGUGCUACUAAAUAAAUAACAGUUUAACUAAACAAGUACAUUUUCUUCUCAUUGAUUCAACAAAUGUUUUUUUUUCUACAAUUGGUUAUUUAAAGAUUAGCACAUUUCAUUUUGUUCACUUAAAUUCAUCAAAAUAUGUAAAAAUUAGGAAUUCAUAUUUUCAUACCAUUGUACUUAUAUUUCACAAAAUUAUUUAAUUCACUUUGUCACAAAAUGAAAAUAAUUAUAUGUUGUGAUAUGGUUUGAGUGUAUGUAUGAAUGUGUCAAUAUGAUCUCAGUAUGUAAUGUGUAUAACAGAGGCUUUUUAUUGCCUGCAUUGUCAUAUUGUAUAUUUCACAAUCUCAUGUAUGUAAAAUCUUUUUAAAAAACCAAAAGUAAAGAAAUAGUAAUUUUUAAA